This is a messenger RNA of Chrysoperla carnea, 3410 nucleotides long. RefSeq names its product exostosin-3 (gene botv). Gene Ontology annotation, molecular function: glycosyltransferase activity. The transcript is spliced from 4 exons. The coding region runs from base 105 to 2927 and encodes 940 amino acids. Gene Ontology annotation, cellular component: membrane. Lineage: Eukaryota; Metazoa; Arthropoda; Insecta; Neuroptera; Chrysopidae. The record is from RefSeq and is a predicted model, not a curated record.
AUUACUUAUUACCUUUUUUUUCGAAGUUGCCAUAUAUAAAUUAACAAGCAAAAAUGCCAUAAUCAAAAAUAACAAACUGUACGAACAUAUUCGCAGCUUUAAAAAUGACAGCUAUUUCAAAUGGGGGUGGCACAGCAGCCCGCAUCUGUUUAUGGCUAAAACAUGUUCGCCUUUCUCGUAUAUUAAUAGUAGUUGCAGUAGCCAUAUUUUUUGUACCUUUAAUCAUCCACUAUCAUCUACCACGCGAAGAUCACGUCGUAGUGACAUCACACUCAUACAGUAGUCAUCGUUCACGCAGUCAAUUAGAAAUAUUCGAAGAUUAUAGUUCAAUGAAAGCAUCUGAACUACGUAUGCGUAUUGAAGAGUUGUUGCGCAUCAAGAGUUCUGUAUCUGGCGAGUUACGUGACUUAGAAUCGCGCAGGCAACGUUUACAAGCGGAUGUAACAGCGUAUACGCAGAAAAUUGAACAGUUAAAACAAGAUUUAGCGCAUCAACAAACGGAUUUAGAACGAUUGAAAAUUAGCGUAGAACAAGCACAAGUCGCACAUCGAGAAGCUUUACAUAGAAACACUCCAGAAUUGGCUGCACCUAAAGAGUUAACUGCAGAUAAAAUACCAACGAUUUUAAAGCCACUCCCUCCACAUGCUUUUCGUAAUUGCCGUAUGCAUAGUUGUUUCGAUUAUUCGAGAUGCUCACUGACUUCAGGAUUCCCUGUUUAUCUCUACGAACCAGACAUGUAUCCCGUAGUUCGAGACGGGUUAGACGUAGAUGGAUUUUUGAAAACCACGUUAAAGCAGACAUUGGGGUAUAAUCCUCAUUAUACACAUGAUCCGAAGGAAGCAUGUAUUUUCCUAGUUUUAGUUGGAGAAGCUUUACCUAUUACCAAUUCUAAGAAUGCGACCAAUAAAAAUGUAUUAGAUUUAGAAGAAUUGAAAAAACUACCUUAUUGGGGUGGAGAUGGAAGAAAUCAUGUGCUAAUAAAUUUAGCACGACGUGAUUUAUCGAUUGGUUCUGGAGAUGCUUUCCAUAAUUUUGAUGUGGGUCGAAGUAUUCUAGUACAAUCAACAUUUAUUGAUUCACAAUAUCGACCUGGAUUUGAUUUAAUUGUCCCACCGAUACUAGGUCCACCAGGGGGUGAUGUAUGGCAAGAAUGUGUAUCUAUGUUACCAGCACGACGUAAAUAUUUAUUAUCCUUCCAAGGAGAAUCAAAACCGACAGAACAUGUUAAUCAAGUCACGAAUCAAUAUUUUGAAGAAAUCGAAAAAACAAAGCAUUUGGAUUCAUUUAUUCUGGAACAUUUACGAGAAAUGGCGGUAAAUAGUAAGUCGGAUAAAUUUAAUUUCCAAUUUGAGUGUAUUCCUGCAAGCGAAGAAAAAGGGACGGCUUCUAUUGAAGAUUGGUCGUUAUGUGGCACAGAUGGUAUGCGGCGUGCGAUUUUACGGGAAAGUACAUUUGUGCUUAUCUUAGCACCAAGUCCUUCGAAUUAUAUUUCGACCACAUUAUUACAAGCACGUAUUUACGAAGCUUUACGUUCUGGAGCCAUUCCUGUGAUUCUAGGAGGAGAUCAAAUUCUUUUAAGUUAUCACGAGGUGAUCCAAUGGAAACGAGCAGUUUUGUUUUUACCAAAAGCUCGAGUCACCGAGUUACACUUUUUAUUACGCUCUGUAUCCGAUGCCGAUUUGUUAUCAAUGCGUCGACAGGGACGUUUGAUAUGGGAAAAUUAUUUAAGUUCGGUUCAAAGCACAAUUGAUGUAAUUAUUUCGACGAUUCGAGAUCGAUUAGGAAUACCACCAAAACCAAUAGAAGAUAUUACUGCAGUCAGUGUGUUUAAUUCGACAUUUCAACCGUUGCAUACGGAUACUAUUGUACAAGAUUCGGAACCCGAAGAAAGUUUAGGUCCAUUGGAACCACCAUACCCUAGCCCUGCUUUUAAACGAAAUUAUACGUUACAUCUACUUCAAGGUCAUGAAAUAUGGAAUGAUUGGGGAGAUCCGUUUCAUCUUUAUCCGCAAUUACCGUUCGAUAUAUUAUUGCCUUCAGAUGCAAAGUUUAUAGGUUCAGAAAUAGGAUUUCGACCUAUUGGUAAAGGAGCCGGGGGCGCUGGGAAAGAAUUUUGUGAAUCAUUGGGUGGUAACAGUCCUCGAGAACAAUUCACUGUCGUCAUGCUCACUUAUGAACGUGAACAAGUUCUAAUCAACUCAAUAGGCCGUUUACGUGGCUUACCAUACUUAAAUAAAGUUGUCGUUAUCUGGAAUUCACUUCGACCCCCACUAGAAGAUUUACGAUGGCCUGACAUCGGUGUGCCUGUAUCAGUUGUGAAAGCAUCACGGAAUAGUUUAAAUAAUCGUUUCUUACCGUUAGAUAUAAUCGAAACUGAAGCAGUUUUAUCUGUUGACGAUGAUGCCCAUUUGCGACACGAUGAAAUUAUAUUCGGUUUUCGUGUGUGGCGUGAACAUCGCGAUCGUGUUGUUGGUUUUCCAGGGCGAUUUCAUGCAUGGGAUUUAAAUUAUCAAAAUAGUUGGUUGUACAAUUCAAAUUAUAGUUGUGAAUUUAGUAUGGUGUUAACGGGAGCCGCAUUCGUCCAUAAAUAUUACAUGUAUAUGUAUUGGCAUUGGUUACCGCAAGCUAUUCGAGAUAAAGUGGAUGAAUAUAUGAAUUGUGAGGAUAUUGCUAUGAAUUUCCUAGUAUCACACAUUACCCGUAAACCACCGGUUAAAGUUACAUCACGUUGGACGUUUCGAUGUCCAGGCUGUCCCGUUUCGUUGUCUGAAGAUGAUACACAUUUUCAGGAGAGACAUAAAUGUAUAAAUUUUUUCACACAGGUGUUCGGUUAUACACCAUUGUUGAAUACACAAUAUCGUGCCGAUUCGAUUUUGUUUAAAACAAGAAUACCUCAUGAUAAACAAAAAUGCUUUAAAUUUAUAUGAGACUAUUGUGUUUGUCGCGUUUGAAAAAAUGUUUUGACACGUUUGGAUGGAUGAUAUUUGAACAAUUUUUAUGAUAUGUAUGAAAAUUUCAUUUAUAUGCAUUUGAGAAUAAAAUCUGAACGUUUAAACGAACGAAGAUUCUUGCAUAAUUCAAAUUUUUUUUCCGUAUAAUUGUGUCAUUAAUGUCAAUAAAUUCUUAGACGACCAACCAAUGGUUGCGUAUUUGUAACAUUGCGGCUGUAGGAACGUGCCUACUUUGCCUUAUGGAUAAUCCGCCUCUAACUCGAUUCAAGAUUUAUCAUAUUUUUUAAAAACUAUCCUGGCUGGGACAUAAAUGUGCAUAUUAGGGCAUUAAUGACGUCAUUAUAAAUUAACUUUGUUCUGUGAUGAGACAGCUAAAAGUAUCCGAUUUUAUUUUCGAAUGCCUAUAAUAAUUGCAUAAAUUUUAUUUAUAUAUUUAAAUAUACCAAAAAUUAAACAUAU